Messenger RNA from Hyla sarda, 6432 nucleotides. RefSeq names its product staufen double-stranded RNA binding protein 2 (gene STAU2). The transcript has 16 exons. NCBI's taxonomy places the organism in Eukaryota, Metazoa, Chordata, Amphibia, Anura, Hylidae. Bases 119 to 2236 code for a protein of 705 amino acids. The record is from RefSeq and is a predicted model, not a curated record.
GGCUUGGUAUGUGCAGCCGCUGUCAGGGGAGGGGGCGGUGCGUGGACGCUCAUUCUCUUUAGUGUUUGUCAAUGUUGGAGGUGUGAGCAGCCCGGCCCGGGACAGCCAGAGCAAGAGAAUGGCACACAUCAAGGCACCAUCAUCUGCAUCCAUGUGUGACUCUUCUUUUUCUUCUGUGCUCCCUGCUCCUACCACAAGUUCCGGUCAGCUGAGUGUUCAAAGCUCCCUGAAUGGAUCUGCUACAGAAACGACCACAGAUAGCCCCACCGAAAGUCUUGUGGAUUCAUCAUCCUCUGUAAGCUCGCCAGGAGUGGCCACCGAUGAAGGGCAAGCCAAAUUCUUGGAAGUGCCUCUCCAUGAAAACAUGACAAACCCCAAAGAGAAAACGCCAAUGUGUUUGGUGAAUGAGUUAGCCCGCUUUAAUAGGAUUCAGCCACAAUAUAAACUUCUAGAUGAAAGAGGACCAGCGCAUUGCAAGUUAUUUACUGUUCAGCUCACACUAGGCGAUCAAUCAUGGGAUGCCGAGAGCACUAGCAUAAAGAAGGCGCAACAUGCUGCAGCGAGUCUAGCACUAUCUGAGACCAAGCUCCCUAAACCUGCUGCCAGACAGGCAAAAAACAUUAUCAACAAUAACCCAAAAGCUGCUCAUCUGCAUCGAAUUAAAUAUUCUCCAGCAAGACUCUCUGCUAAAGGUAGCAUAACUCCAACAGUUGAGUUGAAUGGUCUUGCAAUGAAGCGUGGUGAACCGGCUAUCUAUAGACCCUUGGAUCCCAAACCACUACCAAAUCACCGAACGAACUACAACUACAGGGGGAUGUACAACCAGAGGUACCUUUGUCCAAUGCUUAAGACAUUUUACGUCCAGCUUACUGUGGGAAAUACUGAGUUUUAUGGAGAAGGGAAAACUCGCCAGGCAGCAAGACACAAUGCAGCACUGAAAGCUUUGCAUGCUCUGAAGAAUGAACCGAUACCAGAGAGGUCCUCAGUGAACGGAGAGACACGAAGCCCUGAUGAAGAUAAAGAUGCAAACAAGUCUGAAAUCAGUUUGGUGUUUGAGAUCUCAUUGAAGCGUAACCUGCCCCUCAGCUUUGAGGUGACUAAGGAAAGUGGUCCUCCACACAUGAAGAGUUUUGUUACAAAGGUGACCGUGGGCGAGUUCACUGCAGAAGGUGAGGGGAACAGUAAGAAGCUGGCAAAGAGACGGGCAGCUGCCGCUGUACUGCAGGAACUGAGAAAACUCCCUCCUCUCCCUGUGAUUGAGAAACCAAGGCUUUACAUAAAAAGACGCCCCAAAACCAUUAUUAAGGCCUCCCCAGAAUAUGGCCAAGGAAUGAAUCCAAUCAGUCGUUUGGCUCAAAUCCAGCAGGCGAAGAAGGAGAAGGAACCUGAGUAUGUAUUGCUGUCAGAAAGAGGAAUUCAACGCAGAAGAGAAUUCAUUAUGCAGGUGAAAGUUGGAGAAGAAACCGCUACGGGAACAGGGCCCAACAAGAAGACCGCAAAGCGAAAUGCUGCCGAAGCCAUGUUGCUGCAGCUGGGAUAUAAAGCUUCAACACCUGUUGCCGAGAGUGCUACAAAGCAAGGGGAUGUUCAGGCCUGGACAGACCAAGGUUCCGCGGCUUCUGAUCAAUCAAGCACUCCAAAAGGAAUUCUUCAUCUUUCUCCUGAUGUCUACCAAGAAAUGGAAGCCAGCCGCAGUAAGACUGUCUCUACUCCUGCUGUCAAUUAUCUGUCACCCAAAGAAUUGAACCAGACAUCCAGCUCAUAUUUUAGCACAUCUGUAACCCAAAGUUGCACAUCUACAAUUGCCCGAGAGCUCCUGACCAAUGGUAACUCCCCCACCGCAGAGUCUGUUGGAUUUGCAGGCAACAACUUGACAUGUUCCAGCUCCACUGUACAACCUUCCAAGCAGCUCGAGUAUUUGGCAGGCAUUCAAGGCUUACAGGUAAAUUACAGUGAUCAACAGAGUGGGAAUGAGUUCUUGACAUGCUUGACACUUCUGCCGGUGCAGAUGACAUUCCAUGGCAUUGGCAACUCUGUGGAAACCAGCCAUGAUCAGGCAGCUUUAAGUGCCUUGAAACAGUUUUCAGAACAAGGACUUGAUUCCGUGGAAGGCGCUCUCAUGAAAGAAAACGGACCAUUUGAACAAGCCAAGCACCGUGGAGAAAAAGCAGACAAUACGCAGGCUAACUCAGGCACCAGCGCUCAGGACUGCAAGGAUUCAAAGGCCGUCGUCUAGGAGCUUCACGGCGGCCGCUGCAUCCUUAUAAACCUGUCAACACGCAAUAGGGUGUACGUGUACAAGGAAACGAAUCACUAAUACCAUUAAACAAGUCUUAUGUGAAGACAACACUAUCCUAAAGCAAGAGAUAAUACACAGUACUGUUUAUAUUAAGAAGGGGAUAUAUUAGCGUAAAGCACUUCCCUUGCAAUUUGAGACCACAUCUUUAAUUUAAUUGCUUUGAGACAACCGAAACCUGAUCUCACUAGUGCUUCAACUUAGAGUUUAUUAGCAGAAGUGUUACAAGAAAUGAAACUUAACUUUAACCAGAUAAACGUAAAAGAAUAUAUGAAAAAAAGGUUAAGAAAACCACAUUGGUUAGCGUUCUAGUGUUCUGUUUUACCGAUAUACUCAUUAUUUUUGUUUGUUUUUAGUAACCGCUUUGAUAUUUUAAGACUUAACCAAUGACAGUGCUUAGUGCUUGUGAGAGUUGUAGUUGUUGUCUUCAUAUAUAUCCACUGCUUAUCUUUUUUCUAAGGCAAAGCGCAGUCUGAAAUACAUUUACAGCAUUUAGCAAGAUGAUCAGAACUAACAGAAAAAAAUACAAAAAAAAUUAAUCAAAUCAUGACCGACAUUUGCUUAAAAACAUGAGCUGAUGUUUGUAGCAUUAAGUCACAGUGUGCCCCGGAGUCCGCAGUUUAGGUACUACCCACCCUUUAACUGGAAGAAGUUUCUUUUCAAAGUUUUACAAUUUUAUUUGUCCUUUAGCCUGCCCUUCACGCUGUUGUGUGAAAAAAAACAUUUACACCCAUUGUGUUGUAAUGACUCACAGUUACAUCAACUGAGUGUUUUUAAUACCUGCAUUCUGCGCUCAGACAUCAGCUAGCCCAAUGAAGAAAAGCAUGUAUUAAAUGAACAGAAAGAGUUAAUAUGGCUGGAUAGACACUGUCAUAUGUAACAAAAAGGUUUUGUCUAUGACUCUUGUACCGUCUUAAUGCGGGACGGUGUAUUAUGGCCAAAUGCAGUAAAACCACAUCAGUUCAUGUGUAAAUCGGCUUUGUCUGUUUCUUUCAUUUCAUCAUAUGUUCUAUAUGUUGGAAUUGUUGGUGGGCUACUGGGGAUAUUUUUAGCAAACCAUUGCUAUCCUCCCAACACCUCAAUACAGAGGACAUGCAGUUGUCUCAACAGUACACUAUCUUGGUGAUUGACAGAUGAUUAAGUGACAAAAAAAGAUAAGAGGUACGUGUGCCCCUAGUGAAACCUGUGACAGAAAUAUGGCCAAAUGCUUAAAGGAUUCACUUACGAAGUAGCAUUGGGCAGAGGGUACAACACCUAUUCAAAUAUGUAGUUUAAAUCACUGUGAUGCAGCCACGAUUCAAGCAGAGUGCAGGCAAAGCUGACCAAUGCAGCCACUGUUAUUUACCGAACAGAUCAGUCAUAAGGACUGUGGGGGAGAUUCACCAAAACUUGUGCAGAGGAAAAGUCAACCAGCUGCCCCUAGCAACCAAUCAGAUCGCUGCUUUCAUUUUUAAAAGGUCUCGGAAAUUUGAUUUGUUGUUUUGGUCAACUUUUCUGCACAGAUCUUGAUGACUCCCCCUCUAUUCCUUAUAGAAUGCUGGUCUAAAGGGUCUAUUAUCUAAGAAUUAAGGGUCAAGUCCCAUAACCACAUGUAGCAUAGAUAAGCUUAUAAAACAUAACUUUUAUGUGUGCCAAUUAAAAACAUCAAGAUGUAUUGAAACUUAAGGGUUUAAAGCAGAGACUGACCCGCUAUGACCCCAGCUCCUGAGCGCGCGUCAUAGAAGAGGAGUGGGACGAGGGCAUACAGGUACGACCUCCGUCCUCAACAGGUUAAGCCACAUACAUUAACCCCUUCCACUUCAAAAGUUUAAUCUUUUCCCAUUUUCCAUAUAAAAAAUUAUAAAAAUAAACAUAUUUGGUAUUGGCACGUACAUAAUUGUCAAAACUAUUAGAAUAAAACAUUAUUUAUCCUGUACGGUAAAAGUGAAAAAAAAAAAACACCUUGAAUUGUGUUUUUUCUAUCACAUCAUACCCCUUAAAAAAAAAUACUAAACCCCAGAAUUGUAUGUUUUUGCUCAUGUCACAUCCCAGAAAAAAGUAAGAUGUAAAAAACGAUUAAAAAGUCUGAUCAACACCCAAAUGGUACCAAUACAAAAAACAGAUCACGGCACAAAAAAUUAGCUCUCAAACAGACUGGUAUGUGGAAAAGUAAAAAGUUACAGGGGUCAGAAAAUGGCUAUAAGAAUCAAGAUGACCUGUUAGUUUGACCGCACAGUGAAUGGCGUAAAAAAGAAACCACCCCAAAUUUACAAAAUAGCUUUUUUAAUUUUUAAUUUUAUUUUACCUCGCAAAAAUUUUUUUCCCUUUUGAUGCAUAUGUUAUGGAAAAAUUUAUGAAGACAUUACAAAAAACAUUUUUGGAAAGGAGGGAGGGGGGAAUCGCUUUUGGUGUGCUCACCUCCUUAAUAUGGUGGCCCAAUCACAGUGGCAGACCCUAACUUGCUGAACAAUAUGUGAUAAAAAAAAAAAAAAAGGUAGGGGCUCUAUAUGUAUAGGGGCUCUAUAUGCUGGGUUAAUAGUUCAUGAUUGCUAUGGUAAAGGAGUACCUGGUACUGAAAUGUUUCUGCCCUCAAGUGUGAACGAGUUCAUCAGGGAACCAUCGUAGAGAUAUAAUCAAGCAUAGAGAGAAAAUAAAAAAAACAACAACACGAUAAGAAAUAGGGUCUCUUAAAACUCAAUGUUAAGUUGUGCUUCCUCAAGAUAGAAAAUCAAUCCUCGUAAAAAAAGAAUGUAACUCCAGCUGUCCCAGAGGCUCCAUGUGUCUAGACUAUGGAGCAUAGUUGUCCAUCAGAGACUAUGUACGUAUAGGCAUCAAGAGGUGUACCAUACACUACAUGAUAUACGAAGGCCAACAUGUAUAAAUGGGAUAUUGAUACUAACUGGACCACUGUGGAAAAUUACUGUAGGCAUGGUCUACAUGGUAAAAAAUAUCACACAUAGGGUUGAUAGCACAUAAAUGUGAACCAACCAAAAGCGCUUUAUAGGACUCUACAUGCCAUUACAAGAGAUCUUCUGAUAUGCCUAAAUAUCCAUGUAACGCAAGAUCACGGUUAGUAGAUAUAGCAAUAUAGUUGUGCUGCUUGGAUAGAGAUAUAACCCAGGUAGAGCAUAAACAAGGGACCUGUGUAGUAUUAUACCCAUACAGUACUCACACAGAUGCUAUUGGACCACAGAUGGUAUUGUGCAUGUAAAAAAAAAAAACUCUAUAAAUCCCAAAACUAUGUGCCAUGAUUUUAGCACAAUGUAGUUAAUGCGCCCUAAAAUACGGUAUCGAUCUACUUAUAUGAUCCCCAGAUGUCUGGGGGCCCCACCAAUAUGGCAUUAUGCAUGUGAUUGGGGUCCUGAUAGUAAGCGGUCCACAAUGCCUGGCCAGUACAGCCAACGGAAGUUGGCAACCUUAGGCACUACAGAUUUUGGGAACUAUAUCUCCCAUGAUGCUCUUACAGCCAAAAUGCUGCCAAAGCAUCAUUGGAGAUGUAGUCCAAAACUUCUGCAGUGGUUAAGGUUGCCUGUACUUGGUGUAAAUGAUAAAAUUGCAUUUAUUUAUAAUUGCACAAUGCUAAACUUUUCUGGUCUGGAGCAGACCCUCCAUCAGGUAAGUGCAUCGAUGUUUACAUGAAACCUUUCUAGAGACUGCUGCAAAAGCGUAUCCAAAAGGGAGAUGUAAGAAAUGAGAGCAACCCAUAAGGGUCAUUGUGCAUCACUAUCACAAUGUGCAAACAUUCCCUGGUUUGGAAAAUAACCAUAAAGUCAGUGUAUGAAUACAGUCGCUUGAUGGUCUUGAUUGGGAAUAAGGGCACAACUAAUUGCAUUGCAGAAUUGUAUGUAUUCUUGUGGUGUAUGUAGCCAUCUCUACCAUAAACUAUUCGCUGCCAGAGGUUUUUGGACGUUUUUGCAUCACUAUUCAAAAUGUAUAAAGAUUUUAAAAGUGUGGCUAAAUGUGUGAGUAAAGCAGAAAGUUAUAGGCAUGCACCUCUUAAAUAUACCAUUUUAACAGGUGAAUCUACAUCUACAGGCAUAUAGCUUUUUAAAACCGCCAGAACAGAAAGGACCAUGAAUCUGACUUUAAGAAGCCAUGUCCACCUUCACAAGAUUUAUUGCUUAUAAAAAUGAUAUUAAAAAAAGCAACGCAUUAUA